Belonocnema kinseyi is the source of this 594-nucleotide messenger RNA. RefSeq lists its product as uncharacterized. The transcript has a single exon. The record is from RefSeq and is a predicted model, not a curated record. Lineage: Eukaryota; Metazoa; Arthropoda; Insecta; Hymenoptera; Cynipidae. The coding region runs from base 1 to 594 and encodes 197 amino acids.
AUGGCUGAAGAAACCAAUAAAUCUCAAGAAACGAAUAAUCAAAAGGAAACAAAUUAUGAAGAAGACACAACUGAAUCUGAAGAAGAAAACCCAAUCCCAGGAAAGAAGAAGAGAGGAGGGACAAAGAAAAAUCGAAUUCAAGGUAAGAACAGAAAAUUUGAUUCUACCAGCACGAAAAAAAAGAGAGGCCGCCCCUGCAAAAACCCUGAACAAACCUUAGACUCUAUGAGAAAAAAGAAUAAAAAAGCAAAAGGUGAUAAAGUACUUGAAGAAGUAAAAGAUAAGAUCCAUCCUGACCCUAAAUUCGGAGAAAAUCAAUAUUCUGAAAAUUAUUUUACGGAUUCUUCUAGUGAAGAAGAUGAUCAACAAAACUUUAAUAACAAUUCCGCAAACGUUGACGAACAUAUUAGAAGGAAAGACUCAGAAGAAGUGAAUAUGUCGAAUGAAAACCGAGCGAACUAUCAACUGGACAAAGAUCCUCUUCUGGAAAAGGGUGAAGCAUCUCAAUUUUUGAACAAAAAUAUUAUCGAGUGUAGGGCCUUCUAUAUCUUUUCGCACGAAAUUCCAAAUAACAAUUACAUGUAUAACUGUUAA